Hyalella azteca is the source of this 2606-nucleotide messenger RNA. RefSeq names its product glutamate-gated chloride channel subunit beta. The transcript is spliced from 11 exons. NCBI's taxonomy places the organism in Eukaryota, Metazoa, Arthropoda, Malacostraca, Amphipoda, Hyalellidae. Gene Ontology annotation, molecular function: extracellular ligand-gated monoatomic ion channel activity; transmembrane signaling receptor activity; neurotransmitter receptor activity. Gene Ontology annotation, biological process: monoatomic ion transmembrane transport; nervous system process; regulation of membrane potential. Gene Ontology annotation, cellular component: membrane; neuron projection; synapse. Bases 491 to 2521 code for a protein of 676 amino acids. The record is from RefSeq and is a predicted model, not a curated record.
GCAGAUGUUCCUUAAUCCAGUUGAAUUUAUUUAUGAAACUGUGUCGUGUCUCAAGAUUAUCUCCUAUAUUUAAAUAAUACCUCUCAGCCUUAGAACAUUCCUGUGAAUUGCUUUAUCCACGUAUCGUAAGGCCCGCAGGCAGAAGCCCUUAAAAACAAAUAUAAGUGUUGCAUAUGCCAUCCGCUACAGCACGAGUGAGUGAGCAACCCCAUUGUAAAGGAACGCUAUUAUUCAAGUGCCACGUUGUCCUACUCAUGACAGAAAGAGUAAAAGGUGAAAAAGACAGGUGAAACUGAAAAAGUGCGUACGGUGUAGGAAACCUAUCAGUUAACCCCAGUCGAAUAACGUACAAAGGUACAAUUAUUGUACCUAAACUUGGCGCUAUUAUAAAGUUGAGAAAAGAAAUUUCUACAGUGCCAUGUUGUCGUACCCAUGACAGAAAGUGCGCACGGUGCAAGAGACGUGCCAGACGACCCCCGAGUCGCACGUCAUGUUCAAGGAGCUGCUGCAGUUCAAAGUCGCCGUCAGCCUCUGCUCUGCCUUCGGUGGGGCUCUCGCCCUGCCGGGCAACCGCACGGAGCUUGAGAGAGCCCUGAAGAUCGCCAACAAGAGUGUGUCCGAGUGUUCAGGCCCAAGUGGGCCACUCACAUGGCUCGACAUGACGGACGAGUGGCGGGAUGGGCGGUGGGAGCGAGUGAGCAACGGGCAGCAAGUGACAUUUUUCAACUGGAGCAAAGGUCAGCCCAACGGCGGCCAGAACGAGAACUGCGCAGUGAUGCGCCCACAUGGCGGUUGGGCCGACAACAGCUGCGCUAAAAGCUUCAAAGUCUGCACCCUCUGCAAGCUCAAUGUCCCAGUCUUCCUUAGACUUCGCGGGAUCUGCGAGGCGGUAUUUUACGACGACCGCUUCGUGAUGGACGGCGACAAGAACAAGAAACCCCACUUCCGCGGCUAUUAUCGCUCCGAGUUAUACUACGACUCCGAACUGCGAACAUGGAGGCUCCAGAACACCGGGGACGAGAACACCCACGCCCUUAUGGUGGUGGGGAGCAAGAGCCUCAGCUACCCCAUCGGCAGGAAUUUCUGGAAGUUCACCCAUGGCUUCUGUGGGUCUGCGGCUGGGGAGGUCGUGAGCCUCACGCUGACGCAGUGCAAGAAUGGGGAGGAGUUCACCUGCAACGAUGGGGCUUGUGUGCCGCUGGUGCAGGUAUGCGACCGUCGGGCACAGUGUCGGGACCAGUCUGAUGAACUGGACUGUACCCUGGCCAUCGUCCCCCACGGAUACCAGCGAACCCUACCGCCACCUUCUUCUUCAGAGGCCAGUGAUGGUAGCUUCGAACCUACCUACGUCUACCUCAACAUAACCAUCGCAUCCUUCUACGCAAUUCAGAGCGUGGGCAACCGCUUCAAUGUCGAGCUGAAGCUGCGCUUUAUUUGGAUGGACCCAAGACUUAAGUUCAAAUAUUUAAAAGACGACAGAGAGCUGAACAUAUUGCAGCCCCAUGAGAUGAAUGAAUAUAUCUGGGUCCCAGAGAUCAGUUUUAUAGACUCGGAAGGCAACAACAACUCUGUUGUGGACUCCAAAACUAAGAUAACAGUCGAGAAACUGGGCAGCCCUGAGGAAGAUGACGUGCAGCGGUCCCGUGAAGCUCGUAUCUACCGUGGCAACGACACGUGCAUACGUGUAGUUCGUAUCUACAACCUCUGGUUUCGCUGCAACUUCAACUUUUUCUACUUCCCCUUCAACACGGACUACUGCACCAUGACCUUCCAGGCCAACAAAAACACCAAGAACUACGUCAAGCUCAAGAAAUACGGUCGUGGAUUGUGGUAUGAGUACGCAGAUCAGCUACCGAAGUACAAGAUUUCCGACAUUUCGUUUGAGGAGAACGAAAAUCCGGAGCUGUACAGCAGCGUUACCGCGACCAUCAAAAUGGAGCAUCUCUUUGCCAACGAGAUCAUGACGAUAUUCGUGCCAACAACUCUGAUCAACACCAUUGGUUUCGCGACCUUCUUCUACAAGUGGUUUGAUUUUCAAAACAGGAUGGUUAUUUCUCUGACUUCUCUUCUAGUUCUGUCAACGUUCUUCUCUCAAGUCAGCACCACCUUGCCUGAAACCUCCUACCUGAAGCUCGUUGACAUUUGGUUUCUCGUUUCCAUCAUCUAUUGUUUCGUUAUCAUUACGACCCAUGUGAUCAUCGAAUAUUUCCACGAAUACAGCAAUCCGUCGGAAAUGGCCAGCAAAAAAUUAGAAGAGUAUCCGGUUGAGAACGCAUCCGUUCUGCGUUCUGCAGCAUCAACGGACGUCGAACGUUCCGCCGGUGCAGAAAAUGCUCCGCGAAAUUCUGCGACUGAGGCCAAAUGCCACCAACCCGCCGUGUUCCGUGACCCUUACGCGACACCGAAGAAAAUUGAUAAAUGGGCCUUCCGUCUCGUGAUCAGCUCCUAUGUGGUGUUCUCCAUCAUAUUUUGGGCUGUACCCAUUUGGCAGAAAUUCAAACCUGAUUCAAUAUUUAUGUAAAAUUGUGUCGGGCAUCAUCCUUGGUCAAUGAGGUCACAGGGCGGUCCAAUGGUUACAGUUCAGAGUACCAAGAUUGGAGCAGAAA